Molecule: messenger RNA, 1107 nt
Organism: Penicillium cataractarum
Lineage: Eukaryota; Fungi; Ascomycota; Eurotiomycetes; Eurotiales; Aspergillaceae
Product: putative C2H2 finger domain protein (Kin17)
Exons: 5
Coding region: 1-1107 (368 amino acids)
Biological process (GO): DNA damage response; DNA replication
Cellular component (GO): nucleus
Molecular function (GO): double-stranded DNA binding
Source: RefSeq, a predicted model, not a curated record
AUGCCACGCGCAGAGGCCGGUAGCACCAAGGCCAUUGGGAACAAGAUCAAGAGCAAAGGUGAGUCUUUGUUGGAGGAUAGCAAGUUCUUGCGAGUCGUUGCGCUCUUCCGGUCGACAAGCUCUCGCAUGCCGAGGUUUACAAAUACUGACUGCGCUCUUGAAUUACUAGGACUGGGAAGACUGAGAUGGUACUGCCAAGCAUGUGAGCGUCAAAUGCGGGACGAGAAUGGCUUCAAGUGCCAUGUCCAAAGCGAAGCGCAUGUCCGUCAAAUGCUGCUCAUCGGCGAAGAUCCCAAGAAACACAUCAAACAAUUCUCCAACGAGUUCUUGAAGAACUUUGUUGAUCUCUUGAAAACGACACACGGCGAGAAGCAGGUCAACGCCAAUCAUUUCUACCAACAAGUCAUCGCCGACAAGACCCAUAUUCACAUGAACGCUACGGAAUGGAAAUCGCUAUCAGCCUUCACUGCACACUUGGGGCGGAACGGAAUCUGUCGAGUCGAGGAGACCGAGAAGGGCCUAUUCAUCUCAUGGAUCGACAACAGCCCAGAGACGAUGCGCAGACGCGAGGCGAUUAUGAAGAAAGAACGACAAGAUAAAGGCGACGAAGAGCGUGAGCAGCGCUUGAUCCAGGAGCAGGUUGAGCGGGCACAGCGCAAUGCGAGGGAAAAAGAGAAGGAGGAAACUGCGGAGGAAAGGCUGCUACAGCGGGAAGAAGGGGAGAAAGUGAAGUUGAAUUUCGGAUUCAGCGCGAAGCCCAAGACAGAUGCCAACCCAGCGGCACCCCAGGCGACGGUAGCAGCAACGGAGGAAUCUUCUGAUGCUAAGGAUUCUCCUGCCCCGACAGAUACGAAUACAUCCACCCCAGCUCCUUCUCAAGCCCCCGCCAAGAUUUCAAUGUCCUUUGGCGGAGCACAAAAACCGAAGAACGUGUUUGCUUCAGGCCCCAAGAAGAAUGCACUGGCUGGAAAGAAGGGACCUGUCAUGGCACAGCCAAAGAAGAUGACGGAGCAGGAGAGGAUCAUGAAAGCCGAGAUGGACGCUGCUGAGCGCAAGCGCUCCAGGCCGGACUCUGUGUUCAACUCUAAGCGGCCGAAGCUUGCAUAG